Molecule: messenger RNA, 705 nt
Organism: Eucalyptus grandis
Lineage: Eukaryota; Viridiplantae; Streptophyta; Magnoliopsida; Myrtales; Myrtaceae
Product: vignain-like
Exons: 2
Coding region: 1-705 (234 amino acids)
Cellular component (GO): lysosome
Molecular function (GO): cysteine-type endopeptidase activity
Source: RefSeq, a predicted model, not a curated record
AUGCGCGAUCACAUUACGUGUCGAGAUAGUUACGAUAAGUUACGUGAUGGAGUUGCUUUGUGCAUUAUCUGGCACGUGAAAAACUCCCCUGGUCAUCUAUUAGAGGGUACUCAAUUUCGAGGAUCCUGCUGGGCAUUCUCAGUCGUUGCAGCAGUAGAAGGAAUCGUGGGUAUCACCAACGGUACACUGCCGGUGCUCUCCGAGCAACAGCUAGUAGAUUGUGUGACUACAAACUUCGGCUGUGGAGGCGGUUACCUAGAAUAUGCUUUCGAGUACAUUAUCCAAAACCAAGGAAUUGCGUCCGAGGAUAGCUAUCCAUAUGGAGCAGUACAGGGGACCUGCGAUGCAACAAAAGCAGCAGAGCACGCGGCACAGAUCAAGGGUUUCACGCAUGUCCCGUCUGGGGAGGACGAGCUCAUGAAGGCAGUUGCGCAGCAGCCGGUCUCAGUCAUAAUCCCAUCAAGCGGCCAAGAGUUCCAGUACUAUAGUGGAGGCGUGUUCAAUGGGGAAUGUGGCCCGAAGCUAGACCACGCAGUCGUCGUGGUUGGGUACGGGACAAGUGAAGAAGGAACCGACUUUUGGAAGAUCAGGAACUCGUGGGGCGAGACAUGGGGUGAACGCGGUUACAUGAGGAUUCAAAGAGGCAGUGGUAGUUCCGAAGGAAUAUGCAAAGUCGCAUCGGCAGCUUCUUAUCCAACUGCUUGA